This is a messenger RNA of Capronia epimyces CBS 606.96, 1047 nucleotides long. RefSeq lists its product as uncharacterized. The record is from RefSeq and is a predicted model, not a curated record. Lineage: Eukaryota; Fungi; Ascomycota; Eurotiomycetes; Chaetothyriales; Herpotrichiellaceae. The coding region runs from base 1 to 1047 and encodes 348 amino acids. Gene Ontology annotation, molecular function: hydrolase activity, acting on acid anhydrides, in phosphorus-containing anhydrides. The transcript has a single exon. Gene Ontology annotation, cellular component: mitochondrion.
AUGGCGCCUCCUUCCAAGUUCCAAGUGCGAGAAUACAGCGACCACAAAACUCCGAAGCCCGCGUCACCCAGUGCCAGUGUGAUACUGAUAUCGCCCUCGAACGAGGUAUUGCUGCUUCACCGCGUACAGACGUCUUCGGCGUUUCCCUCAGCGCACGUCUUCCCCGGCGGGAAUCUGGAGCCUGCAGACGGCGAGGUGGCGUCCACCCCAACAGACAUCCAGCGGCAUCUGGACAGCAUCGCAUACCGCACGGGGGCGGUUCGGGAGUUGUUCGAAGAGACGGGGAUUCUGCUGGCGCGCGCGUCGCAGGAUGCCCAGGCCUUGUUGCCUGUGGCGCGAGACCAGCGCAAGAGCGGGCGCGAGGCCGUCCACGGCGCCCAGAUCUCCUUCGCUGCGUGGCUCCAGUCCAUCUCGCCGCACGCCGUGCUGGACACAGACCGUCUGCUCCCCUUCACACACUGGGUCACGCCGCCCAAUGUGCCUAAGCGCUUCACCACCCAGAUGUACAUCUACUUUGUCGGGCUCGAGGAGGCCGGCAACCCCUCCGUCCGGGCCACCGGCGACGAGGUCGAGACUAUGGCUCCGGAGUGGCGCCGCGCGAAGGACUGGCUGGCCCGCGCCCGUAGCGGCGAGAUCGUCUUAUUCCCGCCCCAGUUUCUUUUGCUGUAUCUGAUAUCCGGCAUUCUUGACGCUGGCAUGGUCGACGGCCGAGAGGAAAGCAGGGACGAGGUGCUGACCAAGCGCGAGCGGCUGAGGCAUAUGAUUGAGAACGAGGGUUCUCCGGUGCCCUGGAAGGAUAAGUUCAUCAGCCCGAUCGGUCUGCAGUUCGGCCGCGAAGAUGGAAGGUCGGUUCUUGCCUUGGACAAGCCAGGGCCCGAACUGAAGGCGAGCGAUUUGAAGGGGGAUUCCGACUACGUGGUUCUGGUGAAGUUCAGCAGAGAGGGUCCUAGAGAGGUAGAGGUGGCGUUGAAGAAGGACGUCUUGCAGAAAGAGAGAUUGCUCAAAGAGCAGAAGGAAAAUGACAGACAGCAAGCAAGCAAGUUAUAG